GCCAAGGAAAUAUUCUCGUCCUGACGCGCUCCGUCAUCGCUUGCUGUGGCCGCCGCCGAAUUGGUAAUCAUCACUGCGUUCCAUAGAGAUUUCGAGCGCGAACGACUUUCAGAUAGAUACAAACGCUUCCUUUGUCACAAAAUACAGAAGGAGAGAUCAUACUUCCGAUUCUGCCUCAUAAAAUGUCACUCACAAAUGUCAACGAGAUUAUCCUGGUGCUUUCCGGCAAGGGAGGCGUUGGAAAAUCAAGCGUUACUACACAGCUGGCUCUCACACUGUCACUAAGAGGACACUCCGUCGGCAUCCUUGAUAUUGAUCUCACUGGACCAUCGAUGCCAAGGUUUCUCGGAAUUGAAUCCUCCAAAGUCAAACAAGCACCAGGUGGCUGGCUACCCGUUCCGGUUCAUGAAGGAAGAGACGCGAACACAGCUGAAGAUGUCAAGCCCCUUGGAUCUCUUCAUUGCAUGUCUCUUGGAUUUCUUCUCGGCAAUCGGAAUGAUGCAGUCGUUUGGCGCGGCCCGAAGAAGACUGCCAUGGUCCGCCAGUUCCUGUCAGAUGUUCACUGGGGCAACCUUGAUUAUCUCUUGAUCGACACACCUCCUGGAACCUCUGAUGAGCACAUCUCACUGGUAGAAACUCUACUCAAGAACACAGCUCCUGGUCAGGUCUCUGGAGCCGUGGUGGUGACCACUCCACAAGCCAUCAGUGUCUCGGAUGUAAGGAAGGAGAUUAAUUUCUGCAAGAAGACUGGUAUCCACAUCCUGGGCGUCGUCGAGAAUAUGGCUGGCUUUGUGUGUCCAAACUGUGCGGAAUGCACAAACGUUUUCUCAAAGGGUGGUGGAGAAGUGAUGGCCAAAGAUUUUAGUGUUCCUUUCCUCGGCAGCGUGCCUAUCGAUCCGGCCUUCAUUGCUCUAAUCGAGGAAGGUAAACGACCAGUCUAUCCUGAAGGUACGGUUGUCGCUGGGCAGGAAAUGCCCGAGGAAACGACCGAGCCUGAGGACGACGCUGGAUCCUUAGUAGAGAAGUAUCAAAGCUGCUCUUUGUUCACAAUCUUCGGCGACAUCGUCGGUCAACUUACUGCCAACGCCCAACCUUGAACAGUCACUGGAAAAUGUGUACAAUAAUCUCGGUAUCUUCGGCUCGGUCUGGACUAGCUACUUCUUAUGGCCGAGGAAUGUGAUAAGACUCGGGCCGAAAAUCAGACGUGCCCGAAAGGGCCACCCACACGUCUUGGCGGCGUACUAGGAGGUCUAGCUGGGCGUCAGGACUCAUCGAGCAAUUUUCGGCUUCAAGAACAACCUCCGAGUUUUACCACGCUUGUCAGAAGUGGUGGGAGCCACAAAUGAAUGUUUGCAGGGCUGGAAGAGUCAAGCCAUAGCGCAUGCAGUUCCCCAUGAUAUCAGACUGCAGUAUCCUGGGGCGAACUUUUACAUAUUGGAGCUACUAGAAAUCAUGUUAUUGCGCAACUUUCAUGUCCAAAUUGCAGGCUUGACCAAUAAACAGCAUUUGAU
This is a messenger RNA of Aureobasidium subglaciale EXF-2481, 1511 nucleotides long. RefSeq lists its product as uncharacterized. Gene Ontology annotation, molecular function: ATP binding; 4 iron, 4 sulfur cluster binding; ATP-dependent FeS chaperone activity. Gene Ontology annotation, biological process: iron-sulfur cluster assembly. The transcript has a single exon. Gene Ontology annotation, cellular component: cytosol. The coding region runs from base 183 to 1097 and encodes 304 amino acids. Lineage: Eukaryota; Fungi; Ascomycota; Dothideomycetes; Dothideales; Saccotheciaceae. The record is from RefSeq and is a predicted model, not a curated record.